Molecule: messenger RNA, 1835 nt
Organism: Xiphias gladius (swordfish)
Lineage: Eukaryota; Metazoa; Chordata; Actinopteri; Istiophoriformes; Xiphiidae
Gene: zpr1
Product: ZPR1 zinc finger
Exons: 1
Coding region: 159-1487 (442 amino acids)
Cellular component (GO): nucleus; cytoplasm
Molecular function (GO): zinc ion binding
Source: RefSeq, a predicted model, not a curated record
CGGAAGAGGAAAUGCAACACGGUGACAUAAAACGUGUGCGGAGGCUGAAGCCCGACGGUCUGUUAUCUAGAAAGUUCCAGCCCGAGAUAUCUCUGGACGGCAGGCGACCGCGCGUGUAGACGGACUGUCCGCCGAGGGAGACGACGACGCCGUCGAAAAUGUCCGCCAUUUCCGAGGAAAAUGUGCGCGGCGGGAGCGUUUUCAAGGACAUCGGCGCCGACGACGAGGACUCGCAGCCCACCGAGAUCGAGAGCCUGUGCAUGAACUGCUACCAGAACGGCACGACUCGGUUGCUUCUGACCAGGAUCCCGUUCUUCAAAGAAAUAAUCGUCAGCUCUUUCAGCUGCGGCAGCUGCGGCUCGUCAAACACGGAAAUCCAGUCUGCCGGCCGGAUUCAGGAUCAGGGCGUUUGUUACGCACUGAAAGUCAAAACAAAGCAGCACUUGAACCGGGAGGUCGUGAAAGCAGACAGCGCGACCACCCGGAUCCCCGAGCUGGAUUUUGAAAUCCCCCCCUUCACCCAGAAAGGCUCACUCUCUACCAUCGAGGGCCUUUUGGACCGAGCGGUCGCGGGGUUGGAGCAAGACCAGCCUGCCAGGCGGGCAGCUGACCCAGAGGUGGCUGAGAAGAUAGAGCAAUUCAUCCAGAAGCUGAAGAAGUUAAAGGAUGUCGAAACCGAAUUCACAGUGGUGAUUGAGGAUCCGUCUGGCAACAGUUUUGUGGAAAACCCGCUGGCCCCCCAGAAGGAUGAGGCUCUCACUGUGUCUCGGUUCAAGCGGACGGUCCAGCAGGACAUGCAGCUGGGACUCAGGGCCGAUGAUGACCUGGACGAAGAACCCAGCAGCGACUUGGAGGCCAUGAGAAAUGAGGUCUUGGUCUUCAACACUAACUGCCCAGAGUGCAACGCGCCAGCCUCGACCAACAUGAAGCUCUGCCAGAUCCCUCACUUCAAGGAGGUGGUCAUCAUGGCCACGAACUGCGACAGCUGCGGCCACCGGACCAAUGAGGUGAAGUCAGGUGGAGCCACCGAGGAGCUGGGCACCAAGAUCACCCUGCACAUCACUGACCCGUCAGACAUGACCCGAGACGUGCUCAAGUCGGAGACGUGCUCCGUCGCCAUCCCGGAGCUUGAGUUCGAGCUGGGGAUGGCAGCUGUGGGCGGCAAGUUCACCACUCUGGAGGGGCUGCUGAAAGACAUCAAAGACCUGAUCGUCUCCAAAAACCCCUUCAUCUGCGGUGACAGCGGCCCCACAGAUCGGGUGCAGAAGCUGAAUGAGUUUGGAGAGAAGAUAGACAAGGUCAUCGCCGGAGAAAUAAAUGCCCAUGUCAUCCUGGACGACCCGGCGGGGAACAGCUAUUUGCAGAACGUGUACGCCCCGGAACCGGAUCCCGAGAUGACUGUUGAGAAGUACACCCGCUCGUUUGAGCAGAAUGAAGAGCUUGGUCUGAAUGACAUGAAGACUGAGGGAUAUCAAGAGGGAAACUGAGCUACCAGCACCAGCUGAAGGGACUAAAUCAGUCGUUGAUUGAUAAUGUCUCGACAUAAAUCCAGUGUAAUUACAUUUCUCCAUAUUUUCUGUUAUUUUCGUACUUUUAAAGUUCAAGGAUUGUUUCCAUCAGUAUAUUGAUCAGUGAGAGGAAUUCUAAGUUAUCUAAAUGUACAUGAAAACCAAAUAAAUUUAAAACACAUAAGUAACCUGAUUUCUAUAAUAACACAGGGAUGUUGCUGUUACUAAAGUUGCAUCUGGUUCUUAUUGCAUUCUUGUGACGUCCCACAAGAUGGCGCUCUGUUAUCUUUGAUUAAAAAGGAUUUUUUUUUCUUUCAGUGGACCACA